Ixodes scapularis (black-legged tick) is the source of this 1471-nucleotide messenger RNA. Its product is annotated as intracellular coagulation inhibitor 2. Bases 11 to 1378 code for a protein of 455 amino acids. The transcript has 2 exons. Lineage: Eukaryota; Metazoa; Arthropoda; Arachnida; Ixodida; Ixodidae. Gene Ontology annotation, molecular function: serine-type endopeptidase inhibitor activity. The record is from RefSeq and is a predicted model, not a curated record.
UCCGGACGUCAUGUCCGCUCGAUUACGACAUCCGCAGCUGGGUUUCCCGGCCUGGCUAGAAAAGUAUCGCUCGGCCCGCAUGGAGCGGCGGAGCGCACAAGCCAGUCGAGCAGGGGACGAGCAGCCGACGACGGUUCCGAAGGAGACGAGACAGACCAAUUACCUCACCAUGACCCGCCUGCUAUGGCUCUUCGCCGCUAUUACCGCGUCGUUAGCGCAAGACGACAUCAGCCAAGACAAGUGGAAGCUGGCACGAGCCAACAACUACCUGGGGCUCAAUCUUCUCAAGCAGCUUCCCAGCAACGACAAGACCAACGUGUUCUUCUCCCCGUUCAGCGUGUCCACAGCCAUGGGCAUGGCCUACGCCGGCGCCCGCGGGGACACCCUGGAACAGUUGACGCUGAACUUUGGUUACGCUGCGGAUGAACUCAACGAGGGCAAGGUCCUCGCCUUGUUCAAGGAACAGCUCCAGUCGACCAACGACCUGCCGCACGACUACACGCUCAACAUCGCCAACGCAGCCGUGGCCCAAGAGGGGUACGGUAUCCUUCCUGAGUACACCGACGCACUCACAAGUUCCUUCGGUGCCGAGUACAUCGAAGCCGACUUCCAGAAACGCGGUCAAGAGGCCAUACAGAAGAUCAACGCUUGGGUUAGCAACAGGACACAUGGGAAGGUACAGAGUUUGUUCGACGAACCACCGGACUUCUCGACUCGGUUAAUCCUCCUCAACGCCAUCUACUACAAGGGGACGUGGCUGUACGAGUUCGACAAGACGAAGACGAAGCCGAGGUCGUUCUACAAUGGCGGUGUCGAGAAGGUCCAGGUACCCAUGAUGCGGCUCAAGUCAACUCUUAACCACACCUACAACGCCAUCCUCAACGCUGACCUCGUAGACCUGCCUUACGUCGGCAAUGACUUCAGCAUGACCAUCAUUUUGCCCAGAGAAAAAACCGGAUUGGCUUCGCUCAAGUCGGUUCUGACGUCGCAGACGCUUAACCUUGCCCUCCAGAACAUGUACCCCAAGGACAUGAAGCUGAAACUUCCAAAGUUUAAGCUGGACACCAAAUACACUCUCAAGCCCACGCUCGAAGCCAUGGGCAUCACAAAGAUUUUCUCGGCCGACGCCGAUCUUUCAGGUAUCAGCGGUUCGCGAAACCUCUACGUGUCCGAUGUCCUACACAAGGCUGUGCUGGAGGUCAAUGAAGAAGGCAGCGAAGCCGCUGCCGUUACGGGUUUUGUCAUCCAGCUAAGAACGGCCGCGUUUGUGACGCCGCCCCCGUUGCCAAAGGUGUAUGUAGAUCAUCCGUUCAUCUUCCUCAUCAGGAACUCUAGAACCAACACCAUCAUGUUCCUGGGUGAGAUCAACGCCCUCUGAGUCAUCCUGUACAGAGAGUAUAUUUGUGUUCGUCAUUUUGUAGUUUACUUCAGUUGUAAUAAAGAGUCAUUUAUGUUUCGUUGCAUUUUCCAA